AUGGCGGUCGAGCAGCAGCAGCAGCACCAGCGCGACCAGCGCGACCAGCCACACGACGACCAUGGGCACGAACAGCAACGGUCCAAGGCGGGGGAAGAGCGGCUCAAGGAGCAACAGGAGGCAAGGGUGGCGUUCAUGCGUGCGCUUUCGGGGCCGCCACGCCCUGCCAAGCAGCAGUUCAGCCACCUGCUCGUCAUCGACCUUGAG
Messenger RNA from Monoraphidium neglectum, 207 nucleotides. RefSeq lists its product as hypothetical. The annotation marks the transcript as partial. The transcript has a single exon. Lineage: Eukaryota; Viridiplantae; Chlorophyta; Chlorophyceae; Sphaeropleales; Selenastraceae. The record is from RefSeq and is a predicted model, not a curated record.